GCCUGAGUAUAUAAGUCAAGCGAGUGCAGAAGAAGAGAGGAGACGGGAUCAGUGCGUUGUGCCCCUUGUACAGUCCACACUACAGGAGGAAAAUACUUGCCUUCACCAUGGACCUGGUGACAAUUUUCCUCUCAAUCAUCGUUGUCCUAUUUUUGGUCAACGCGUUCAUGAACCAGAAGCAAGCAAAUCCCAAAAAUUUCCCACCUGGACCAAGACCUUUACCGAUCAUUGGAAAUAUUCACAUAAUGGACAUACGAAAACCCCAUAAAACAUUUAUGGAGUUGUCUAAACAGUAUGGCUCAGUCUUCAGUGUCCAGAUAGGAAUGUCAAAGUCGAUCAUCCUAUGUGGUUAUGAAACUCUUAAAGAUGCCCUACUCAACCAUGCAGAAAUAUUUUCGGAUAGACCACAUACACCAUUGUUUUCAGAGACAUCAAAAGGCCACGGCAUUGUUUUUGCCACCGGAGAAAACUGGAAAGUGAUGAGAAGAUUUUCACUCUCAACUUUACGAGAUUAUGGAAUGGGGAAGAGAACAAUAGAAGACAAGAUCAUUGAGGAAUCUGACUGCUUAGUACAGAAGUUAAGGUCAUAUGAAGGAAAGCCCUUUGAUAAUGUCACCAGUAUUUAUGCUGCUGUAACCAAUAUAAUUGUGUCUAUACUGCUAAGUAAAAGAUUCGAUUAUGAUGAUCCGACUAUACUGAGGCUUAUGGGCUUAACUAAUGAAAAUAUAAAACUUCUAAGCAGCCCCUGGGUCUUUCUAUACAAUACUUAUCCAUUUCUUGCAAAAUGGCUGCCGGGAGCCCACAACAAAAUUUUUGAAAAUGUUAAGGAGUUUCUGGAUUUUAUAAGAAGAAUCUUUACACAAUAUAAGAAGGAACUGGAUGUAAAUGACCAGAGGAACCUCAUUGAUGCCUUCUUAACAAAACAACAAGAGGGAAAACCAGAGUCCACUGCGUAUUUCCAUGAUGAAAAUCUGACUGCUCUGGUUGCAGAUUUGUUCGGUGCUGGAAUGGAGACCACAUCAACCACCCUGAGAUGGGCCAUUCUGCUCAUGAUGAAAUACCCAGAGAUUCAACAAAAAGUGCAAAAUGAAAUUGAACAAGUGGUCGGCUCAGCCCAACCUCAAAUGGAGCAUAGAAAACAGAUGCCGUAUACAGAUGCCGUCAUCCAUGAAAUCCUGAGGUUUGGAGAUAUCGCACCGGUUGGUCUUCCACAUGCAACUACUCAAGAUAUCACAUUCAGAGGGUAUUUUAUUCCCAAGGGAGCAACUAUAAUCACAUUGGUGCAUUCAGCUCUCAGAGAUAAAGAUUACUUCGAGAAACCAUAUGAGUUUUAUCCAGAACAUUUCCUCGACUCUGCUGGAAACUUCAAGAAGAAUGAAGCCUUCAUCCCGUUCUCUCUAGGGAAAAGAAGUUGUGCUGGUGAGACUUUGGCUAAAAUGGAGAUAUUUUUGUUCUUUACAUCACUAUUACAAAACUUCACAUUCCAAGCACCACCUGGAACAAAACUGGACCUUACUCCAUCCCUGGCAUCUACAAAUGCCCCAAAACCUCAUGAAAUAUGUGCCAUAUGCCUCUCCUUCUGUCCAACAUCAAAAGGUGAUGAUUUCCAGCUUUUCCUGAACUUUAAUCGUUUUAUAAGGAAAUUAACCCUUCAACGUUUCUUCGCUUUAAAAACAGAAUCAAAUAAACAUUUGGAUACCCAUCAUACUUCGGGACCUCCUACAGAUGAAGUGAAACAUCAAGAUGUGAAAGCCCCUUCUAAUUUUUACCCAAUACAUGCACAAGGGCCACAUAUACGGGUCUUUCAAGAUCUGGUAUUUGAGGAAUUUAAAUCAAUGGGGAAAACUAAGACAAGAAACAAAAAUAACUUGUCCUUCAAGGAGAGAGAAGCAUUGGCAGGUUGGAAGAAGAAUAAUGACCUGGUGAUUUGCCUGGCGGAAAAAGGAGGUGGGGUGGUCAUCAUGAGCCUGGAAUAUUAUGAGGAAGAGUCCCUCCAUAUACUGUCGGAUAAAAACUUUUACAGACAGAUUGCAAAAGAUCCAUACAAAAGGAUCUCAGAAGAAUACAAUAAACUUAUAAACAGUGGUCUCUCAGAUGGAAUUCUAAAUAAACAGGAGCACAAAUUCUUACAGUACAACAAUGACAAUAAACCUUAUUUCUAUUUCUUGACAAAGAUCCAUAAGUCAAUCACCAGACCACUGGGACGUCCGAUCAUAUCUAACACAAAUUGUCUGACCAGUAACUUGUCACAUUACAUUGAUCUAUAUCUACAAAAACAUGUUAUAUCAUUAUCCAGUUAUCUCCGUGACUCGACCCAGCUCAUAGAACAGCUGCUUACCAUCGGAUGGGAACCAGGGGUUUACCUGAUAACCUGUGAUGUCAUGUCGCUAUAUACCAACAUUGGCCAUGAGAUUGGGGUCCAAUGUGUGGAAGAAUUCUUGGAGAGUGAUCCUGACAUUACUGAAGAUCAUAGGAAUUUCAUCUUUAAAGGCCUUAAAUUCAUAUUGGAGAAUAAUUACUUUAUAUACAAUAAACAGGUUUACCAUCAAUGUAACGGUAUGGCUAUGGGGUCAAAGGUUGCCCCGGCCUAUGCCAACCUAUUUAUGGGGGCAUUCGAGAAAAAAUUAAUCCCUGGAUCACUGGAAUUUUCUACGUAUACACAACUUUUUCGCCGCUAUAUCGACGAUCUUUUUUUCUUAUGGAGGGGUCCGGUGGAAUCCAUAGGGGUAUUUAUGGCCCACUUAAACUCCAAUGAUAGGGGGAUUAAAUUCACUAUUGAGUACAAUGAGGACAACAUCAAUUUCUUGGUCUUGAAUAUCGCACACAAAGGUACCAACUAUAUUACGUCUACUUACUUUAAGAAGGUAGACAUCAAUAGUUACCUGGAAUACAACAGUGCUCACCAAAAACAAUGGCUGAAAAAUGUGCCAUAUGGACAGUUCAAGAGAAUUAGGAAAAACUGUAUGGAAGAUAACACCUUUGCCAUACAAGCAAAGAUUCUAUCUAAAAGAUUUAUAGAAAAGAAUUAUUUAUCCUUCAUGGAUCUGGUCACUGUUCUCCUGUCCAUCGUUGUCAUCCUCUUUUUGACCAAUGUCUUCAGAAAUCAAAAACAAGGGAAAUACAAAAAAUUCCCUCCUGGGCCGAAGCCUUUACCAAUCCUUGGAAAUCUCCUAAUGAUCGACAUGUCAAAGCCAUAUAAAACGUUUUAUCAGCUGUCUAAGCAGUAUGGGUCAAUCUUUAGUGUCCAGAUGGGUAGGACAAAAAUGGUGAUCCUAUGUGGUUAUGACACCAUUAAAGAUGCUCUGAUCAACAAUGCUGAAGUCUUCUCUGACCGACCCCGUAAUCCUUUAUUCACAGAUUCAAGGAAGGACCAUGGUAUUCUUUUUGCUAAUGGAGAGAACUGGAAAGUGAUGAGAAGAUUUACACUUUCAACACUACGAGAUUAUGGAAUGGGAAAGAAAACCAUUGAAAACAAGAUCACAGAGGAGGCCGAGUGUUUAGUGCAGAAGUUGAGAUCAUAUGAAGGAAAGCCCUUUGGUGAUUUCUCAUGUAUAGGAGCUGCUGUCACCAAUAUUAUUGUGGCCAUACUGCUCAGUAAAAGAUAUGACUAUGAGGAUCAGACCAUCUUGAGGCUUAUAGCCUUAGUCACUGAGAAUUUAAGACUCAUAGGAAGCCCGUGGGUCAGACUGUACAACAUCUUUCCAGCCCUGAUGGACCGGUUGCCAGGACCUCACAGGACAGUUUUUAAAAAUCUCAGAGAGUUUCAUAGUUUUAUCAGAGCGACCUUUACAAAAUAUAAGAAAGACCUUGAUAUCAAUGACCAGAGGAACCUUAUUGAUGCUUUCUUAGCAAAGCAAAAAGAGGAAAAGCAGGAAUCCACUCAGUAUUACCACAAUGAGAACCUGACUGUGCUCGUGGGAGAUCUGUUUGGUGCUGGAAUGGAGACCACAUCAACCACAUUGAGAUGGAGUAUUCUUCUGAUGAUGAAAUAUCAUGAGAUUCAAGAAAAAGUGCAAAAUGAAAUUGAAAGAGUGAUCGGAUCGGCCCAACCUCAAAUGGAACAUAGGAAAGAAAUGCCAUAUACUGAUGCCGUCGUACAUGAAAUUCAAAGAUUUGGGGACAUUGCACCAACUACUGUGCCACAUUUAGCUUCUCAAGAUGUUACAUUUAGAGGAUAUUUUAUUCCAAAGGGAACUAUUAUCCUCCCUGUGCUUCAUUCUUUACACAAAGACAAAGAAUACUUUAAGAAACCGGAUGAGUUUUAUCCAGAACAUUUUCUUGACUCAGAAGGAAAUUUCAAAAAGAAUGAGGCCUUCAUCCCCUUCUCAAUAGGUAAGAGAAGUUGCGCUGGUGAGACCUUGGCUAAAAUGGAGCUUUUUUUGUUUUUCACGACACUUUUACAAAAUUUUACAUUCAAGGCUCCACUGGGAGCUAAAUUAGACCUUACUCCUGCAUUGGGGUCUACGAAUUCCCCCAAACCUUUUGAAGUCUGUGCCGUACCUCGCAGUUAGGAUAUGGAGGGUGGACCUAUUUCUUUCCUGGCUUUACUGGGUCACAUUAAAAUUAAAAUGUUUCAA
Molecule: messenger RNA, 4577 nt
Organism: Hyla sarda
Lineage: Eukaryota; Metazoa; Chordata; Amphibia; Anura; Hylidae
Exons: 20
Coding region: 108-4511 (1467 amino acids)
Biological process (GO): xenobiotic metabolic process
Cellular component (GO): intracellular membrane-bounded organelle; cytoplasm
Molecular function (GO): iron ion binding; heme binding; oxidoreductase activity, acting on paired donors, with incorporation or reduction of molecular oxygen, reduced flavin or flavoprotein as one donor, and incorporation of one atom of oxygen
Source: RefSeq, a predicted model, not a curated record